Messenger RNA from Archocentrus centrarchus (flier cichlid), 2663 nucleotides. RefSeq names its product immunoglobulin superfamily member 21-like. The record is from RefSeq and is a predicted model, not a curated record. The transcript is spliced from 10 exons. Lineage: Eukaryota; Metazoa; Chordata; Actinopteri; Cichliformes; Cichlidae. The coding region runs from base 70 to 1539 and encodes 489 amino acids. Gene Ontology annotation, cellular component: adherens junction. Gene Ontology annotation, biological process: homophilic cell-cell adhesion; heterophilic cell-cell adhesion.
UGCUGCUGUCAUCCUCUGCUCUGAUAACAGAUGGAGCAUCCUUCAGUGUGAGCAGCAGCACCCAGCAGGAUGACUGCUUCUCCUGUCCUCUGCUGCCUCCUCCUCUCUCUUCACAUUCUCAGUCUAACAGCUGGUUAUUUAACCGUUUCUAUUGAACCUCUUCCUCCUGUCGUCAUUGGAGAUACAGUCACGCUCAAGUGCAACUUCCAAACAGAUGGCAGCCUACGAGAGAUUGUGUGGUUUCAGGUUAUUGAAGGAGGCGGGGCCAAGCAGAAGAUUUUCACUUAUGAUGCCAUGUACAACACGAGCUACUCCCACAUGGAGGACAGCCACAGACGGGAGGAGCUAGUUUACCAGUCAACAGUGCGACUUCCGGAGGUUCAGAUGGAGGAUGAUGGCCUGUAUGAGUGCCACGUAGGGAUCUAUGACAGAAGCUCCAGAGACAAAGUUAUUCUCGCCUCCAGCAGUAUCAGCCUCACUGUCAUAGUACCUCCCAAGUCGAUCUCUGUGGUGGCAGCCGACAGCCCAGCUCCAUUCAGCCGCUACGAGGCCCAGAACUUCACUCUGGUUUGCAUCGUUACUGGAGCGAAGCCAGCUCCCGUGGUGUACUUCAAGAGAGAUGGUGAGCUCAUUGAUGUGGUUCCAACAGCCAAGUCUUUCUCUUCAGUGGGAGCCCAGAGUAAGAGCCCAGGUCAAGAAAAGAGCUGGAGCAGGAAGCAGGCAGGGCUUCGGAGCACACAGGUCCUGACCGGUCGAGAUGCUGAUGACACCAAACUCCGGAAGUCCCUGUCCCUGCUGGAGCAAGAGGAGAAGCAGGUUUGGCUAGGCCACGAUGGACCUGAUGAUCCUCAACAGGGCCAAGAAGAAGGGUCUGAACUGAACCCCGAGGAAACCACUGAGGUGAUCCCUGAGACGAUAGUGAGCAGGGAGUUUCCCCGCUGGGUUCAGAGCAGUGACCCUCUCUACUACUUCCAUCACCGGCAGCAGGCAGCAGGUGACGGCACCAUGGAGGUCAGAGCCAUGCUGACCUGGAGCCUCAACCCCCAGCUGGACAACGAGGCUCUGUUCAGCUGUGAGGUCAACCACCCAGCUCUGUCCAUGCCCAUGCAAGCUGAGGUCACUCUGGCUGCUCCCAGGGGGCCGAAGCUGUCCAUGAGCCCCAGCAAAGCCAAAGUGGGAGACACAGUGCGGAUCACAGUCCAGGGCUUCCAGCUGGGACCUUCUGCAAGCGAGGUCUUCCCUGAACCCAUGUUCACUUGGACCAAAGUUGGUGGGCAUCUGCUCGAUGGCAGAACAGAGCACAGUGGAAGGGAGCUCAUCCUGGAGAGAGUUCCUGCUGAGCUCAACGGCUCCAUGUUCCGCUGCACAGCCCAGAAUCCUCUGGGCUCCACAGAUACCCACACCCGCCUCAUUGUGUUUGACAACCCGAGACUGAAGAAAGGAAAAGAACAUGUCAUUGCCAUCAACACAGCUGUCAUUCAGUGCUCCCUCACAUUACCCUCCAUGCUGCUGCUGAGAUUCACCUGUGAGCUGACGUGACCUGAGGCUCUGCUCCUAAACACACCAUCCAAACUUCCUGAGGCACCUUCAAUGACCCCCUGGAAGUAGUUAAACUCCAUCCCAGUCUUAAGUGCUCAAGCAGAAGGACUUGAGAGGAAGGACUCAUUCUGAUUCUGCAUCAGACACAGAAUGAAGUUUCAGAGACGUGUAAUCUAAAUGUGUGCAGAGCUUCACUUUAUCCUUGCCUCUACCAUGGUGGUAAUGGUAAUGGCAGAUAUACUGCAGGCUGGCCAAUCAGCAUUACCAGCUGCCAGGUUUCUAUUUUUCAACAUCACACCAGCUUAAGUUCCCCGGAGCACCUGUACAGACUGCCAGCAAACAAACCUGUAGGCCCAUCAACUAUUGAUUAAUCAGGACUGUUAUUGAAAAAGAACUGGUGAACGUGUUUUCAGAAAUCAGCAAAAAUGAACAGCAACAUGAGUGGCUUUCAUUUCCUUGUGCAACAUAUCUGUGGUUUGUCGGGGCCUCAUCUUUCCUCCUAUUCUGUGUCUGAAGAACAUAACAAAACCUUUUAUUUCAUUUUGUUUCAUUAGGUGUCAAAAUAGUAUCUAUAGAUACUGAAGUUGGAUCACUUGCUUCCUGUUCCUGCCAGAUUAAAAACUUUGUGCUUCACAGAGGUGCCUUUCACAGGACUCUAAACUGCUUUAUGGAACUUUAUUCAGCAGACUUUUGUCAACUAAUCAGCGUUCAACAACUAAAAAUGCAUCAUCUGAGGUGUGAUAUAUGUCUGCGUUUUCAAUCUUUGAAGUUGUACUCGACGGGUUUUACUCUAGAGGUCUUGGUGGUCUGCACUCCUGAAGUGUUCACUUUAAUUCACUGUUAUUCAAAUAGCACCAAUUCACCAACAGUCGCCUUAAGGCUGUUGUUGUUGUCCCCACAUGAGAGCAACCUAAAGGAUGUGAAAGCAGAGGGUUGGGAGUUAUUCCAUAUAAGGAUUUUUUUUUCUUUGCUCAGGUGUGAAUGUAAUAUUUGACACACAUUUAAAAAUAUGGUUUAAUGGUCUAUAAAGUGCAGGUGCUGUUAACAUCUAAAACAAUGGAAAGAAGCCAAUAUGUAAAGACUGUAUGUUAAUAUAAACUCUCAUUCAAUUCUAAGGUUUUAUG